Molecule: messenger RNA, 687 nt
Organism: Plasmodium yoelii
Lineage: Eukaryota; Apicomplexa; Aconoidasida; Haemosporida; Plasmodiidae
Product: ubiquitin carboxyl-terminal hydrolase isozyme L3, putative
Exons: 9
Coding region: 1-687 (228 amino acids)
Biological process (GO): ubiquitin-dependent protein catabolic process; protein deubiquitination
Cellular component (GO): cytoplasm
Molecular function (GO): cysteine-type deubiquitinase activity
Source: RefSeq, a predicted model, not a curated record
AUGACAAAAAAAAAAAUAUGGAUACCAAUAGAAUCGAAUCCCGAUUCGUUGUAUUUGUACUCUUGUAAACUUGGACAACAAAAGUUAAGUUUUGUAGACAUUUAUGGUUUUAGCAAGGAUUUAUUAGAUAUGAUACCUAAACCUGUUCACGCAAUAAUAUUCUUAUAUCCAAUAAAGGAUGAUAUAGAUAAUAACAUUGGUUCAAGUCACAUAAAUACAACAAAUGACGAUAGCAACAUUUGGUUCAUAAAGCAAACCGUCUCAAAUUCUUGUGGUACUAUAGCACUUUUGCAUUUGCUUGCAAAUUUGAGGAAUACAUUUCCAUUAGAUAAAGAUUCCGUAUUGGACACAUUUUUUAAUAAAGUUGACCACCUAAAACCGGAAGGCCGCGCAAUGGAAUUUGAGAAUAGCGAUAUUAUUGAACAACUACACCAUGAGUUUUCUGGAAAUGAAUUAAAUUCAGGAGAAAGCAUUGAUGUUGACACACAUUUUAUUGUGUUCUUAGAAAUAAAUGGAAUGCUAGUCGAAUUGGAUGGAAGAAAAAAUCACCCCAUAAUUCAUGGCCAAACCACGAGCACCAAUUUUGUAUAUGAUGCUGGAAAAUUAAUCCAAGAUAACUUUAUAAGCAAAUAUCAAGAUUGCCACAGCUUUUCUGCCCUUGCAAUUGUACCAAACGACACAGUGUAA